CUUAUAGUGUUGUUAUCCAAAAGCCAAAACUCAACCAAUUAAAAAGCUGAAUGUUGAAUGAAUGAAAUAGCACAAUAAUUCAAUAGUGUAAUAUUUAUAAAAUGUUACUCUAAAACACACAUACCUUUAGUUAUGCAACAUUUGCCUUUUACUUAUAAUGUGGCAUAUUUACAGGGUAGUAUGGGCUAGUUUGUACAUAUUUUGUCUUUUUGCCUGGAUUUUAACCUGAAAUGUUCCUUUUUAUUCUUUUAGAGGCAGAGGUCGAUCUGAACUUUCUUUAUCCUCCAUCUGGAUGAUGAAGACCAAUUGUUCCUUGUUCCUUGCGCAUGUUUGCCAUUACCUGCACUGAAAAACGUGCAAGAAUAAACUGGGGAAUUUACCCUGAUUUUUUAACAGGUACGCAGCAGAAGGGAAAAGCGUUUUGCAUAGAUUAGCCUACUUUCCAAAACAGACUGAUAAAAGGUACAGCCUAAUGAUGAAAUGAAACAAUAAAAAGAUUACGACACUCUGUAACAGCCUACCGUCCCUGUAGGAAUAGUGAAUCUCUGAACAACAAAAGGGUGGAGGAGCGUCGUGUGUGUGUGAGGGGGGUGGGCAGGAUAAGUGGCCGCUGUUGUUGGAGACACUUCAGGAGUUCACGAUGUUGUUUGUAACAGCCUGCCGGUGUUUAGAUCUGUUUGUUGUUUUGUCUAUGCUGUUUCCGUUUAUCCACGCGAACCGGAUUAUCACAGACAGACCGGACCACCAGAAGUCCACCACCACGACCGGGCUCGGGGUGAAGGAGCACUCACAGAUUGUUGCCCAGCACAAUAGGCUGCGCAGCCGGGUCAAACCCAUGGCAGCUAACAUGCAAAAAAUGGAGUGGAAUGAGACGUUGGCCUUACUUGCAAAAGAGAGGGCAGCAUCGUGUGAGAGAGACCCCUACCCUGAGCACUCCUCAUCUUUCAUUCACAUUGGCUGGAACACACAUCUUUCUGCUUAUGGUGUCACCUCAUUUUCUGAUGUCAUUCACUCUUGGUUUGAGGAAGGGAAAGAUUUUCUCUACUUAAGUGGGCAAUGUAGAGAGAAUGCCACAUGUCAACACUAUACGCAGUUGGUGUGGGCCACUUCCAGUCACGUUGGCUGUGCCAGCCAGCUGUGUCUGAGAGAGGGAGACCUCUGGGAGAGAUUUGUCUGUGCAUAUUACCCUGGGGGUAACUGGGAGGUGAAUGGUUGGCUUGUGAUGCCCUACAAGAAAGGGGUGUACUGCUCUCUCUGCACCUCUUCCAUGUCUGGCUGCUUUAGACUGUGGGACCAUGUAGGUGGAUUAUGUGUGUUUUUUCUCUCAGAGAUUCCAAGGAAUCCGUGUCGUAUGAGCUGUGGCCAGCACGGCCAUCUUAACAUCUCAUCCUGCAAGUGCAAGUGUGACCCUGGCUUCACCGGACGCCUCUGUCAGGUGCGGUGCAGGGUGCAGUGUGUACACGGUCGUUUCAAAGAAGAAGAAUGCUCUUGCUUGUGUGAUGUUGGCUAUGGUGGUGCUGAGUGUGCUGAGAAAGUGCAGUUUCCCUUCCACCGCUGUGAUGUGAUAAUAGAUGGUAACUGCUUCAUGGUGUCUUCGGAAGCUGAUACCUACUAUGGAGCCAAGAGUCAAUGUAAGGAACGAGGCGGCAUUCUAGCUCACAUCCACAAUCAGAAGGUUCAGGACAUCCUGGCAUUUUAUCUCAGUCAACUGGAGACAAAUAACGAGGUCACCAACGUUGACUUUGAGACAAGAAACUUCUGGAUUGGUUUGACAUAUAAGCCUCUGAAAGAUUCAUUUCGCUGGGACACAGGAGAGAUGCCCCGAUUCAGCAGCUUUGCCUUUGGGCAACCUGACAACCAAGGUUUUGGAAACUGCGUGGAGCUGCAGGCAUCAAGUGGCUUUAACUGGAAUGACCAGCGCUGUAAAACACAGAACCGAUACAUUUGCUUGCAUGCUGCAGAGCACAUUGUCCAGUGGGAAGAAGGCAGGUGACCCGUCUCAAAGGGGUGAAACUAUGUGUGCAGUACAUGGUUGGGACAAUGGUCACUGUUGUUGCUAUAUGCUUUGUCAAUCAUUGUACAUGUACUGUAUAUACUGUUGGUCUAAUGCAAAUGUUUUAACAUUAAAUAGUUGUA
This is a messenger RNA of Micropterus salmoides (largemouth bass), 2136 nucleotides long. Its product is annotated as C-type lectin domain family 18 member A-like. The transcript is spliced from 12 exons. The record is from RefSeq and is a predicted model, not a curated record. NCBI's taxonomy places the organism in Eukaryota, Metazoa, Chordata, Actinopteri, Centrarchiformes, Centrarchidae. The coding region runs from base 641 to 1993 and encodes 450 amino acids.